AUUUCAAAGUAGUCUCCACAUGCUUCCGGUGUAAUUUCACCAUUGGGAGAAAAACCGGCGAAGUGGUGGCAUAUUGUUGAGUAUAUAGAAAAAAUGCCAAAAAAAGGAAAGAAAUCCAAAGAGGAAGAACUCUGGAAUGACGAAGAAGAGGAGAAGGCCUUGGAAGAGAAGAUGAAGAAACUGGCAACAGAAGAUGGUGCUGGGGGGAAGGAGAAGAAAAAGAAGAACAAGAAAUCUAAACUAGCUCAAUUAGCAGAGCUGAUGGCGGCAGAGGAUAACGAAGAAGAUGAAGAAGAUGAAAAAAUGGAACCAGUAAAACCAAAAGAUAAAGAGAAAGGUAAAGCCAAAGCUGAGAAGAAGGAGGAGGUCAAGUUUGAUUAUUAUCAAUCGGAGGAGGAAGCAGAAGAGAAUAAGGAGGAGGAAUCCGAGGAACCUGCAGUCCAAGAAAACAAACCAAAACUCAGUAAAAAGGAGCUCAAGAAACUAAAAAAACAGGCGGAGUAUCAGAAACAACUGGAAAGCAUGGAGGCUGGCGGCGUGGAAAACUUCACUGUGUCUCAGGCGGAAAAGUCCGCCAAAGCUACCGUUCUGGAUAGCCAGGACAUCAAAGUAGAGAACUUCUCAAUUGCUGCCAAGGGCAAGGAUCUGUUUGUGAAUGCCAGCUUGUACAUCACGGCGGGCAGGCGUUACGGACUUGUGGGGCCAAACGGGCACGGCAAGACCACACUGCUCAACCACAUGGCCAAGAAAAUUCUGAACAUUCCACAGGGCAUUGACAUCCUUCUUUGUGAACAAGAAAUAGUGGCUGACGAGACAAAGUCUAUUGAUUCCGUGCUGAAGGCGGACAAGGUCCGUACAGCUCUGCUGGAGGAAGAGAAGAAACUACUGGUGGAAGUCGAGAAAGGAAACACCAAGAUUAAUGAUCGACUCAAAGAGGUCUAUGAUGAAUUGCGAGCAAUUGGAGCCGACGCAGCUGAACCCAAGGCGAGGAGAAUCCUGGCUGGUCUGGGGUUUACGCUGGAGAUGAUGGAGCGCCCUACAAAGAACCUGUCUGGUGGGUGGAGGAUGAGGGUGUCUCUGGCCCGAGCCCUGUUCCUGGAGCCCACCCUCCUGAUGCUGGAUGAACCGACCAACCAUCUUGAUCUGAAUGCUGUCAUCUGGCUGGAUAACUACCUCCAGAUGUGGAAGAAGACCUUGCUAGUGGUUUCUCACGACCAGAGUUUCUUGGAUAAUGUUUGUACAGAUAUUAUUCAUCUGGAUCAGCAUAAGUUGUUCUACUAUCGUGGAAAUUAUGCCACAUUUAAGAAGAUGUUGAAGCAAAAAAGAAAAGAACAGGCCAAAGCGUACGAGAAACAGGAGAAGAUGUUGAGGGAAAUGAAAAUGUCUGGAAAGUCAACAAAAGUGGCUGAGGCAAAACAGAAAGAGGCUUUGACAAGAAAGCAGGAGAAGAAUAGGAACAAGAAAAUGCAGGCUGCUGUGGAGGAGGAGAGUAAGCCAACAGAAUUGCUGCAGAAACCAAGAGACUACAUCGUCAAAUUCCACUUCCCAAACCCAACCCCACUAAAUCCCCCUAUUCUAGGUCUUAAUAGCGUGAAUUUUGCUUAUGGCAAUAACCCCCCUCUGUUUGUGAAUUUGGAUUUUGGUAUAGACAUGAGUUCUAGAGUGGCUAUUGUGGGCCCAAAUGGUGUUGGUAAGUCAACAUUCUUAAAACUUCUCGUUGGGGACUUGGAGCCCCAGACAGGAGAAAUGAUAAAAAAUCACAGAUUGAGAAUUGGAAAGUAUGAUCAGCAUUCUGCUGACCAGCUAAACAUGGACGAAACACCAUGUGAAUAUCUACAAAGACUAUUCAAUAUGCCUUAUCAAGAUUCAAGAAAAAUGCUUGGAAAAUUCGGACUUGCUAGUCACGCCCAUACAAUAAAAAUUCGAGAUCUAUCAGGAGGACAAAAGUCUCGCGUUGCACUUGCAGAUCUGUCGUGUCGGGCAGCUGACGUGUUAAUUCUGGAUGAACCAACCAACAAUUUAGAUAUUGAGUCAAUUGACGCGCUGGCGGAGGCAAUAAAUGAGUUUGAGGGAGGAGUGAUCAUCGUCUCUCACGACGAACGUCUGAUCCGAGAGACAGACUGUCAGCUGUGGGUGGUGGAGAAUCGUUCCAUCAACGAGGUGGACGGAGACUUUGACGAUUACAGGCGAGAACUCUUGGAGUCUCUGGGAGAGGAAGUGGUGAUAGCGCAGCCCAACGAAAUAGACCAGUAAUACAGAUAGAGGGCGCUGUUAUUUAUGUCACGGGGAGCUAAACACCAUCGAUGGUUGUGUUUGCAUUUGAAACAUCUCUGAUCAUAUCUUUAGAUAUCAAAGAGUAAAACUAUCUCCUGAGCUCAGUACAUGUAUUAAGAUAUUUUGAAAAAUCAUGCGUCGUUUGGUUUAGCUAUGACAAAAUGUUUACAAAAUUUCGGUUGUCAAUUAUGAAAACUAAAAAAUACUGAACAUAUUUUCUGACUAGUUGACAGUAUGAAGCUUGUGGUUCUUACACAGACAAGUAUAAAGUUAGUAAGAUUUUCUCUUCUCUUUGAAAUACACAAAAGAUUUACUCAUUUUUGAACAGCAUGCAUUGUAGAGGAGACCAUUUCCAUAGCAGUUAAAAUAUAUCUUUGUUACGGUAUUAUGUUUAUCUUUAAAAAAGUUAUUCCACCCUUUCUAAAUGUUUUACUUUUAAAAUAAUAAUUUUUUUUCUAUGUAAUUUGAUUGUACAUGUAUUUAAUGUAUGUAUACUGUUUCUUAAUAUCUAAAAAAAAAUCAUUAUGAUGGGAAAUUAA
Magallana angulata is the source of this 2813-nucleotide messenger RNA. RefSeq names its product ATP-binding cassette sub-family F member 1-like. The record is from RefSeq and is a predicted model, not a curated record. Bases 94 to 2253 code for a protein of 719 amino acids. Gene Ontology annotation, molecular function: ATP hydrolysis activity; ATP binding. Lineage: Eukaryota; Metazoa; Mollusca; Bivalvia; Ostreida; Ostreidae. The transcript is spliced from 4 exons.